GCAACUUCCCGGGAGCCGGGGCCAAAGUGAGCGCAAAGUGCUGCCCAAGUUGCCGGGAUGGAGCUGCAGAGCCGGCCCGAGGCGCUCGCCGUGGAACUCGCGCGCCACCAGAACGGCGACCUCAAGAAGCAGCUCCACGAAAGGCAGCCGCGGAUCGCCGCGCUCAACGACAAACAAGCUUUGGGAGCCAUCACUGCAGUGCCUGUCACGGGUCCUCAGGUCAGCUCCUUGCAGAGGUUGGCCGGGCAAGGAGCGGCGGUGCUACCUCAGGUUAGGCCAAAGACUCUGAUUCCAGACAGCCUCCCCGUCGCCCCAGGCCGGGACCGGCCACCCAAGCAGCCCCCGACCUUCCAGAAGGCCACCGUGGUCAGUAUCAAGAACCCCAGCCCAGCCCUCCCCACCGCCAACAACACCGUGAGCCAUGUGCCAGCACCCGGCAGCCAGCCCCAGGCCCUCGCUGAGCCCGCCGCCAUCACCUCUCCCCUGAGCAGUGCCGGGGUGGCCUAUGCCAUCCUCACCAACGCCCCCAGCAAUGCCGCCGCCAUGGCCCCCAGCACUGCCGUGUCUGUGGUCAGCGACAGCGUCAAGGUCCAGCCCCUCCUCAUCAGUGCCGACAAGAAGGUGGCCCCGGGGAUGCUCAGUCUUCCAAGGCCCCUCGCCACUCUGGCCCCCCUGGCUCCCCCCGCCCUCCGCAGUGGCUACCCCUCACCCCCACCCCUCUGCCACACCUUCCAGGUCAUCAUCAUCCAGCCUCAAGUGCAGACGCAGCCUGAGAGCACGGCAGAGUCGCGGCCACCCACGGAGGAGCCAUCUCAGGGAGCUCAGGCGACCAAAAAGAAGAAGGACGACCGGCCCCCGAGCCAGGAGAACCCCGAGAAAAUCGCCUUCAUGGUAGCUCUAGGCCUGGUCACAACGGAACACUUGGAAGAAAUCCAGAGCAAACGCCAAGAGCGGAAGAGAAGAAGCACAGCUAAUCCUGCGUACAGUGGCCUCCUGGAGACGGAGAGGAAACGGCUGGCGUCCAACCAUCUCAACACCCCCCUGUUCCUCACAGCGAGAGCCAAUGAGGACCCCUGCUGGAAGAGUGAGAUCACCCACGCUGAGCACUGUGCUGCCUGCAAGCGAGGGGCCAACCUGCAGCCUUGCGGCACCUGCCCAGGGGCCUACCACCUCAGCUGCCUGGACCCGCCCCUCAAGACGGCGCCCAAGGGCGUAUGGCGGUGCCCCAAGUGCCAGCAGAAGGCCUUAAAGAAAGACGAUGGCGUGCCCUGGACCGGGAUGCUGGCCAUUGUGCACUCCUACGUCACCCACAAGACGGUCAAGGAAGAAGAGAAGCAGAAGCUGCUACAGAGAGGCAGCGAGCUACAGAGUGAGCACCAGCAGCUGGAGGAGAGGGACCGGCGCCUGGCCUCGGCAGUGAAGAAAUGCCUAGAGCUUAAGACGAGCCUACUGGCCCGGCAGAGGGGCACCCAGUCAUCCUUGGACCGCCUGCGGGCCCUCCUGAGACUGAUACGGGGCGAGCAGAUGCUGCAGGUCACCAUGACGACCACCAGCCCCGCCCCGCUGCUGGCCGGGCCCUGGACCAAGCCCCCAGCGGCAGCCAUGCGCUCUGCCCUCCAGCACCCCCAGGGGCACAACUGA
Molecule: messenger RNA, 1641 nt
Organism: Callorhinus ursinus (northern fur seal)
Lineage: Eukaryota; Metazoa; Chordata; Mammalia; Carnivora; Otariidae
Source: RefSeq, a predicted model, not a curated record